Molecule: messenger RNA, 1055 nt
Organism: Saprolegnia parasitica CBS 223.65
Lineage: Eukaryota; Oomycota; Saprolegniomycetes; Saprolegniales; Saprolegniaceae
Exons: 1
Coding region: 1-1011 (336 amino acids)
Source: RefSeq, a predicted model, not a curated record
AUGGCGGGCUUUUGGAGCUACCUCUUUGACGACGACCUCGACCUCGGGCCCUUCGUCGACGCGGCAGGUCGUCCUGCAACCUUGGCCGAUCUCAACGAGAUCGUACUCGUGCUCUUCUCUGCCUACUGGUGCCCGCCAUGCCGGGCUUUCACGCCGUCGGUGCUCCAGUUUCUCCAAGCCAAUCCGAACGAGGUCUCGGUCAUUUAUUUUGGCCGCGACCACAACGCCAACAUGCAGCGAUUCUAUAACCGGCACAAGCCGUACUACCGCUUGGAGUGGUGCGAGACCAACUCGGCAGCGUUUCAAGCCAUCAAGGCUGCGUAUCCGUCCAUCCAGGGCAUCCCGACAGCGUUCGCAGUCGAGCGUGAUUCGGGCAUGGUCUUUUCGGAGCGCGCGCGCAUCGGCGUGCUCCUCCAGCCCGACACGAUCUUGAGCCUCUGGCGUGCCGGCGACGACAUUUCCGAGGCCGACGAAGAAGCCUACUGGCUGCGCGACGAGCCGGUCGCCGACCAUAACGAGAAGGUGGACGUGAUAGCUUACCUUCCGCUGGAGACGCUCGUGACAGCGCAUGGCGAUCCCAUUGAUUACGACGCGCUCCACACGUUUGUACUGCUCUAUUUUAGCGCGAGCUGGGCGUCGAGCGACGAGCUCACGCGCUCGAUCGAGGAGUUUGCGGCCGCCAACGCCGACGACGUCUCGGUCGUCUUUUUCAGUUUGGACGACGAGCCGAACGACAACGAGACGAUCAAACAUAUGUCGUUUCAUCGGUUUACGUACAGCAGUCAUUUAAUCGAGGCGGCCGACGCAAUCGACAAGGCACUGUCGGCGCACGACGCCUACAACACGCUGGGCGCGCCGCGACUGCUCGUGAUCGAGCGAGCGUCGCAUGCGAUAGUGGCCGCGGAUCAUUAUGGUCUCGUCAUCAAGCCCGACGACGUCGUGUCGGCGUGGAAGGCGGGAGACGCCGGUGUGACGGACGACGAAGUGGACGCGUAUUUUGACCAGCGGUAGUCGUCACGACGAGUGCGAAAUAUGUGUUUUGUUCAAUAAAUUAC